UUUCGCUUUCGGACCUCGCCGCACUGUCAGUCAUUUCGAGUUCCACCGGAGCCUUUCUUCCUGAAAACCUCCAGUCCUGAUUGGCGCUGGUGUAUGCCCGUCAUACACGCAGAUGCAUAUACUGGCCACGCUCUUCUAAGCAUUCUUUUGAGCGAUAUCCAAGCUAUCCCUCCCACCACCAUCGUUCUUCCUACCCCAAACGCCAUCCUGCACCACUAUACUAUAUCCUGCGUGAUAGACGUGCAUCUACUCUCUCUUACAAGCAGCAUACUAUUAUCUUCACACACACACCGAGGAUGUACUCUUGCCGUACUUCGAGAAAUGCUGACCGGUCACACAGCCUAUUUCCUGUAGGGUGAGCCUGGCCCGCAGCGACGCGAGAGUCGAGUUUCUGCGGCAGCUGCACUACAGCUUUUGCGCCAACAUCUGGCCGCAACUCUUUGUUGGCUUGCAGAAAUCAUUUGCGUCUUUGACGAGGAAU
This is a messenger RNA of Pseudovirgaria hyperparasitica, 481 nucleotides long. RefSeq lists its product as uncharacterized. The transcript has 2 exons. The record is from RefSeq and is a predicted model, not a curated record. NCBI's taxonomy places the organism in Eukaryota, Fungi, Ascomycota, Dothideomycetes, Acrospermales, Acrospermaceae. Bases 94 to 354 code for a protein of 86 amino acids.